This is a messenger RNA of Lepisosteus oculatus (spotted gar), 2043 nucleotides long. RefSeq names its product chromosome 3 C18orf54 homolog (gene c3h18orf54). The record is from RefSeq and is a predicted model, not a curated record. Lineage: Eukaryota; Metazoa; Chordata; Actinopteri; Semionotiformes; Lepisosteidae.
GGUGGCGGAAGUCUGCGUUUACAUCAGUUAGAGAAGUGUGCAAGAGGAAAUAAUGUAUUUUGAAAUCUGAUUUUAAAAAUGGAGCAUUUCAACAGCCUGUCUGAAGCUGCUGUAUGGUUCUUCUGAACUGUCGACGCGGGAAUUAUGGAACUGCAUAUGCUAGGAUAAGAUGAGAAGCUCUUUGAAAGCUCUGCAGAUAGGAUGAGUGUGGCUGACAGCCUCUACUCCCCCGAAUCCACUGUCACAUCACUGCUGGCAAGCUCUGGAUACCUGAGGAGCUCUCUGCACACAGACGCCUCCCAUCCCUCCAUCACGUACAAAGAUAGGCGGUAUGGGUCGGCCACUGAGGCCCUGGACGCCUACAUUAAAGACUUCGAGAGGAGCCAGGGCACUGCGGAUCAAGCCAAAGAGGAACAUCAGCUGAGCAAGGACGCUGUCAGCCAUGUGUUGUCAAGACCAAGGUUCAGGAACAAGGAUGUUCUUAAAGAGAAGCUGUCAGAAAAGGAGCUGGAUUUUCUGGAUCUUCCCAUUGACAGUCGUCGCACCAGAGACCCAGACCUUCUCAGUCUCACCACAGAUGACCUCCUGGUCCUCCCCCCAGAUGGCUCACUGCCGAUUACCCGGACCUCUGUAUUUUUGUCACGAUCUGGACGACAGCAUCCAGAUGCCUUUUCCCAUUCUAGGUCCGGUGUGAGAUCCUGCGCUGACCCCAGUCACACAUCAAGGACAUCUAAUGGGGUCUUAGUGAAGGACACUUACAUGCACCAGAAGAAGGCUGUAAGAAAUCAAGAGCUUCAGGACUUUCUGUGUACACAGUCAGGUCACAGAACUACUACAUAUGAGAAACACAAACUAUUCCUCUCAACUCAUCUUAACUUGGAGAAAAGGAAACUCAACACCAACUCUGCCCAUAAUUAUCCCAGGUGGCUGACUAGCCAGAAGUCAGAAAUGGAUUUUUCGGGGAUUACUAGUGUCCCUGACAUGAAGUACCCUGCGUGGUUGAAGGACUGUGACCUUGCUUCAGACCUGAGCGGCAAUGAUGAAGCUGUGAAAGAGGUCAGGCAGAGUCUCUGUCAUACACAGAGGCCCACCACCCAGCCCAAAAUCCCAUCUUGGCUUGAAGAGUUGGAAGCUUCUUAUUAUGAACUACAGCAAAAUACAGAUGACCGUCUGAGGGCAACCAGUGAGUCUGUGCGACGAAUUGGACUACAGAAGAAUGACUGUACUGUCUUUAAGGAAGAGGCAGGUCAGAAUUCACUGCCUGAAUUGAGGGAAGCAUUUGCUGGACAUCUGGCUUCUGAAGAGACAAGAAGAAUUGCCAAUUAUGAUGAGCCCUUCAGAGAUGACAAGAUAGAGUUACUUAUCCAGAAAGCUGAGAAGGCUCUGGCAUCCCCAUCUCUGGGGCUGAGCCGUUCUGAGAAAGAACAUGGAAGCCCAGAGACUGAAGAGGUGCUGGAUGCAGAUCGUUCCUGGGAUAAUCCCCCCAUCUCUUUUAAGACUCCAGUGCCAGUAGGGGAGGCUGAAGAACUUCUAAAUCCUACUGAAACAGCAAGAAGCAAGCUCAUGGAUAACUAUAUGUCUGACUGCAGAGAGGUUACAGGUUCCUCUUCAUCAGGUUACAGCAGCAGGAAGCAUCCCGGGCCUGUAGAGGCACUGAAGCACAUGCUGUUCAGCUUGCAGGCUGUGGAGCAGCGUGUCAGCCAAGAACACACAGGCCAGCACCAACAGGACAAUUCCAAGAUUAAUUCCAAACCAACACUGGAGAAUUAUGAAACAGCUCUGGGUAGUCAGUCUUUGCAGAGGGCCUUGUACCAUUUGGGAAGACUGAAGAACCUUGUUGACGAUAUGAAGGAAAAGGAGGAAGACGACGAGCUGGUUCAGAAUGAGAAUCACUUCGACUUUGAGGAUACUAAAAAACCUUAAACACUGUCAAAGAGAAAAUAUAUUUUUCGGGAAGUUUUUUGCACUUUUUAACAAACUUUCUAUCUUUGCCACUGUAAGCUUGAUAUUCAAGAGCUAACAAUAAAACUGUAUUUUUAGUGA